Messenger RNA from Mizuhopecten yessoensis (Yesso scallop), 3472 nucleotides. Its product is annotated as filaggrin-like. Lineage: Eukaryota; Metazoa; Mollusca; Bivalvia; Pectinida; Pectinidae. The record is from RefSeq and is a predicted model, not a curated record. The transcript has a single exon. The coding region runs from base 125 to 2212 and encodes 695 amino acids.
CGUCAUUAUCGUUCAACCAACAACAACAUAAAUGGCGGCGGCAUAGUAGUGUGCAACGAACAUACUUUCCUUACAGCAGGUAAGCCGGCUUGGUGGCCAGUACCGGUGAGUUCAGUGUCGGAGGAUGGCUAAAAAGUUGCUAUCCCUGCUUAAGUGUCCGCCAACUCAGAAUAUCAGUGUUCAGGUGACGGAUCCAGACAAGAUAUACACCUGUAUAAAGCAACUCCACCAAAGUACCGAUCUAAUGAAAGACAUCUAUGAUGCAUAUUCCGGCACGGUUAAGUUUGGCGAAAACAAACUGCGGGAAACAGAUGAUACCCUGACGAAGAUGGGUGUCAUGUUGACCAAUUUCGACUCGUCUCUAAACAAAUGGGGAAGCCAUCUACGAACAGACGCAGAACAACUUCGAGAGAAAGAACAGCGCUUGGAACGGUUGAAAAAAGAAGUCGAAUUUGAUAGGAAUUGGUUGUUAGAAAAGCGGGAACAAUUUCCAAUGAAAUUGCAAGAUGAUGACUAUCAAAAGGCUAUGAGAAUCCAAAAGAUCAGGGAUUAUCGUGAGGAGCGAGGUUUGCUAGAAACGAGGAAUAAAAAGGCUGACGAACAGAUAGAAAAGAUAUUAGAAAACAUAGACGGUGCGGAGGAGAAAUGCGAUACUAUACAGAAGGCACGAGGUGAUCAAAGUCGGGCGCACAAGGCUGACCUCAAAAACCUGAUGGUCGAUUGGGAGGAGAGUAGAGGCAAACGAGAGCUCCUCCAAUCCCUAGAUAUCCACCCUAAAACCUUGCUCUCGUCUCUGGCAGACAAAGAAGACUGGCGAGCUAAAGAUAAGGAGUUAUCUGACCUGCGGAAGGAACAUGAUCUGUUGCGAGAAAACGUCCAGGAUCAGCAAGAUCGAAAAGAUAUGCUGCGCCUACGCAAUGAUGAGCUACGGAGGCGAGUAAUGCAUAAUGAAGCUGUUCUUCAUAAUCUGAGGGAGGAAGCAAAGGAAGAGCAUUUGAGCAAAGAUGGCACGUCCUACAAGCAUGAAGAUAGGCAUGAAUCUCACAGGCAUGGAAGGAGUGGAGCAUCCCAUAGGCAUCAUGACAAAGAAGGGUCCUCUCAUAGACACGGAACCUCCCAAAGACAUCACGAUCAUGGUACAUCCCACAGGCAUCAUAGCCACGGAAAGCCGCACAAAGACCACGAUUAUAGUACCUCGCACAGAUAUGGAAGCAGGGAUGGUUCUCCUCCGAGGCAUUGGAACAGGGAUGGAUCGCCGCCAAGGCAUAGCCACAAGGACGGAACAACCCAUCGACAUAACAGGGAUGGAUCGCCGCCAAGGCAUCGCCACAAGGAAGGAACAACCCAUCGGCAUGACAGGGAUGGAUCGCCCCCAAGGCAUAGUCACAAGGACGGAACAUCCCAUCGGCAUGACAGGGAUGGAUCGCCUCCAAGGCAAAGUCACAAGGACGGAAAUUCCCAUCGGCAUGACAGUACAGCAUCUCAUAGGCAACGAAGCCGGGAUUUAUCUCCGCAAAGACAUGUGAGCAGAGAUGGGUCUCCUCCAAGACCCGAGAAAAGAGAUGUAUCUCCACCUAAUAAACAUGCAAACAGAGACGUGUCCCAUGGGACCAGGGAUGUGUCCUACGGACACAAAGAAGGGUCUCAUGGAAUAAGGGAUGGGUCACAUGAAAGCAGGGAUGUAUCUCCUCCCAGAUAUGGAAACAGGGAAACAUCUCACAGAAGCAGUGAAGGGCCCCAUGGAAAUAGGGAAGGGUCCCCUCCUAGACAUCAGGAAAAUUUUGAUACAACAAUCAGGCGUGGGAGCAGAGUAUCAGCAUCAAAUACAAGGAACAAGGACAGCUCUCCUCAAAGACACGGAAAUAGGGAUGUAUCCCCUCCAAGAGAAGGUAACAGGGAUGUAUCCCAAGGAAACAAAGAAAGGUCCCCUAAAAGACACGAGAAUAGGACUGUAUCACCUGGAAACAGGGACGAAUCUCCUGUUUUGCGCCCAGACAGUCAUAAGGACGGCACAACACACAGACGUGGGAGCAGAUUGACGUCACCUAAACCUGGGAUAAGGGAUGGUUCAUCACACACAGGGAUGGGCAGAGACACUGUAUACGAGAACAGGGACGGAGGCUACCUCCAAGAACAACUUAGCUUGAGUCAGUUCGGCAGCCAGACGAUCGUGGGGCACCAGUCGUCUGAUGAGGACUUCACACAGCUGUGAGUAAACAGAGGAUUCCAACUAGCAAACAGUCCUAAAGAACAGCCAGAACCCCAACACAUGGACAAUAGACACUGAGUGCUAUCUCGUGUCCGAAAGGUCUAUAAGAAAAAGUAAAAGAACAUUCUCUCUUAUCUUUCCUUUUUAGGUUUUUUGAGUAUAACAUUUAUAGAUUGGAUAAGAUCUAAAGAGCUUAUUCAAUCAAUAUGAACGAUCUCUGUAAUGAUACUCUGUCAAGUACAGAAAUGUACUUUUCUAAGACGUCUCACUAAUGAGCAUGUCCGUCCAUUUUGUAGUUUUUAUAGUUUUGUAAUUCUGUGAUAUAUGAAUAUAUAAUACAUUGUUAAAAAAAUGUUCCUUUUUUCGGAUAGAGAAAGAAUUUGCAAUUCGGUUUAAAACCUAGCGUUUGACUAAAGAGCAUGCGUCAUGUACGCCACUUCCUGUCCAUGUUUAUGUAUAAUCUGGAUUUCUAUGUUAUUUUGUGUAUUUUGUAUAUUUCAACUUACUUUGCUGAUGCUAGACCCGAAAUCACAAACUUUUUAAGUUUAAAACCGUUCACAUUGUUCAAAAGCAGUUUAAUAUUAGUGGUUGUGUUUUCAUUGAAUUGGUAAAUUAGUUUUGCAUUCUGUUAAAGAAAUCAUCUAACCAUUUUAAAAUAUGAAAUAUAAGCAGGUUUAGUUAAACUGACUCUAAACAGUGUAUCUAGAAGUAUUUCUUGGAUGUCGAAAUACGAAUUGUAGGUAUUUAUUUACACAGCACUCAUAUGAACUGUGGAAAAUGUCGAAGAUAAACUCCGAAUGUGAAAACUAUCUAAAGUAUCUUAUCUAUAAACAAACAUCACACUUGUACAAUCUUAGUGGUUUUGCUGAUUUUGAAACUUUUUCAAGUGCAUAUACCUGUAUUCUGUGUCUCGUGUAACUAAGUAUUUCCAAAAUGUACUAUCACCGAAAUCGGACAUCGUUUGAAGUCUUAGUGUUCAAUGGUAUCUUUGCAAUUUUUUUUGCAAUUGUUAGAUUUUCAUCGAAGAUAUUUUGUAUCUUCCACGUGUCCAUUUUCACAAUUUUAAGAAAUAAGAACCGUUCUAUUUUCUGUUGCUGAUAUACAGUUAUAGACAAGCACUGAGUUAACACGAUUUACCGCUAAAUCAUUUGUAACUGAGAUGACCUCUAACUGUUUGUACUCAUGAUCGUACGGUUGAUAUUGUCAGUAUGUGUUAGUGUCAAAUUAAACGAGCUUCAGAUAGAUGUGUGUCUUGAUUAAUUA